Messenger RNA from Impatiens glandulifera, 1020 nucleotides. RefSeq names its product protein cornichon homolog 4-like. Lineage: Eukaryota; Viridiplantae; Streptophyta; Magnoliopsida; Ericales; Balsaminaceae. The record is from RefSeq and is a predicted model, not a curated record. Gene Ontology annotation, biological process: vesicle-mediated transport. The transcript has 4 exons. The coding region runs from base 310 to 729 and encodes 139 amino acids.
UGGCUAACAUAGAAUAGAGAGAGAAAGAGAAAGAGAGAAUACUCAUCGGUGUCUGUACAAGAACAUUGAAAAUCUCGAUUCUUUGCUUCUCUCAUAGCCGGAAGUCAUCGAUUUCAAUACUCUCCGACCCUUUACUCGUAACCAAUGAAGGCGAAGCCUUUCUAGGCAAAGAUGCGCAUCCCUUAUCUUCCCAAUUCUCAAAUACGUCUCAAUCGCCAGAUAUAGAUUCGGCUGUUUUCAUUCUCAAAUAUCUGAAACCAGAAGAAGAAGAAGAAGGAAGAAGAAGAAGAACCUAGAGGAGUAGCAGAAAUGGGGGAUCUGCUCGUAUGGCUUCUGUUUUUCUUCAUCCUCAUUGGCCUUAUUGGCCUUGUAGUUUUCCAGCUGAUGUGCUUUGCUGAUUUGGAGUUCGAUUACAUAAAUCCAUAUGACUCUGCAUCAAGAAUAAACAAAGUGGUAUUGCCAGAAUUCAUCAUUCAAGGAAUCUUUUGUUUCCUAUGUCUAGUUACUGGACAUUGGAUUAUGUUUCUGUUGAGUGCACCAUACCUCUACUACAAUGUCAGGCUGUAUACAAAUAGAAAACACUUGGUGGAUGUUACUGAAAUAUUCAACUUGCUUAGUUGGGAAAAGAAGCAGAGGCUAUUUAAACUUGGCUAUCUCAUUCUUCUUCUGUUCAUUUCAUUGUUCUUGUUAAUCUGGAAUGCCUUGGAGGAUGAUGAUCACGAUUUCUAAGAGUACAUACAAUUGGCUGAUGCUUAGGCUGAUACUGAUUUUAUUGUUUAUGGGUGUGGUGUGGUUUGGUUUAGGGUUUCUUUCUUAUAUGAAUUUCAACAGGAUUUAGGGGUGGCUUGGCUACUAUUUCAAUCUCAACCGAUCUUUUUUUUGUACACUAGGAGCAUGUUUUCUGGUUAAUUGUAUGAUUUAUUACAUUUUGUUGUUUCUUUUUCAAAAUUGGGCUCAUUUUUUAUCAGAUUGGAAGGAAUAGAAUACUGUAUUAUUUGAUCUAACCCAUCUCUUACCUAU